GGGGCCCCGGGGUCCCGCCGCCGCCUCGCUCCGGCCCCGCAGCCCCCGGGCGCCUCCGGGACUGAGUUUAGUUUCCAGGAAACAAAUAUUAAAAAUGAACUGACAUGUAAAAUAAACAAGAGCUAGCCAGAGGAACGAGAUUGUUAUUGUUACUGAAAGCUGUGUAUUACGAAAGCGCUCGGGUGACGGCAGCCUUGCAGGCAAAACGCCUCGACGCCGCACCGCGGUCGCGCAGCGCCACCGCGCCGGCCGCGCUCCUGGAGGCACGGCAAAGCGCUGAUGGAUACUGGUGUCGCUGCUAGUAUUGAUUAUCCUAAUUAAUUCCGUGAGCUUUGCAGCCUGGCUGGGAACAGAUAGAUGCUGAUACGCAAGGUGGCAGCCAGACUGGGCUCUCGUUUAUCCCAUCAUAUAAUUCAAGGAAUGAAAUCUCUCUAGCAGCUACGAGUAAAAGUUCUUAUUGAUUCCCAAGUACUUUACUUGUUCAUAAGAAUAACACCUACAGUGCUCCAGAGGAUAUUUUAUGUGUCGCUGUUUUCCCCUGCUAUUUCCAGCGGUGAUACGGGAUCGGAGCACCGAGAUGACCUAGAUAGGCGACCGGGCGGAAGCAGCGGGGAGAGCCGAGCGCUUUAUGGCCCUGCUCUGCAAGGUCGCCUCCUUGCUUUACUCUGGCAAGCAGCAUCUGUUUUAGCUUCUGCACUGAAAUGCGAAAGCCAGGUUCUGCUCUUGGCAUCCCCUAAUGCGCCCGGAGGGAUUCUGGACGCGACCGCUGCAGCCAGCAGGCGCUCGGGGCGCGGAGCGGCCGCCGCAGCAUCCGCCCCAUCGCUGCAGCAGCCCCCGGGAAAGGCCGGGAGAAGGGGGCCGGCCUGAAAGAGGCUGCACCAAACCUGAGCAUUUCACUUGCUGGAAGAAAGGCGCUCGGUUGUCUCCUGCUUUUUUCCCCGGCAGCGAAUACAGGCUGUGCUCAGCCUGCACGGGAGGCAUUUUCUCCCUUCUUCACUGCCUCCUGCUGAAGAACAGAAAUAUUUUGAAAAUCCUGAGAUUAACCGACACGAGAAGGGCGAUUUCCCCGCUCCCGGCGAGGGUCGCAGCGGCUCCGAGCUCUCGCUGUCCCGCUCGCCCUCAGCGCCCCGAAGCCGCGUGGGCCCAGCUGCAGGGAUCCCGCCAGAAACUGUUUUUGCAACAUUCUGCAAAAAUUUUCUUAUCCACCCUGAUUCUUCAGCACCUGAUUUAUGACUCUCAGUCUGACCAAUUAAGCUAUAACCUUUCCAGAAAGGCAAGCGUGGGAGUUAAUCAAUGUCUCCUUCCCAUCCCCGAAAUGGCAAAAGCAUUUGUCAAGGGCUCGUGGAGCAGGUGCCCGCGGCGGGCGGCAGCAGCGGCCAGCGCUGCCGAAGGGGGACGCCGGGGCCCCGCAGAGCUCCAGUCCCCGACGGCCCUGGGAAAAUACUCCUUUUUUCAAAGGAAAAAAGUUAAUAAAUUUCAGAUGCAAAAGAGGAGACGGAACCAGCGCAGGGAGGCGAGCGGGGCCAUGCCGAACACAGUCCCGAGAAAAGCAGUUUGGGAAAGGGGCCGACAUUCCAGCGCCGUCACCCGGAGAUGUCCGGAGAGGCCCGCCGGGCCCGGAGCGAGCCGCGGAGCGAGGGAACGCUGGAGCGCCCACUGGCACGAGUGGCUUUUCCAAACGGAAAAGUUUGGGACGGGACGGAGGAGGAGGGCGAGCCGCUCCGGGAGCCUGCCUCGGUUCGGCCCCUUGGAGAACGCAGAGACGUCACUUGCCUUCGAGGCACCUCCAGGCACCGCAAACUGCGAAUUCGCGUUCACAGGAGCAAUGCUACGGACCAAAAGCAGGACCUGGAAAAGAGGGAACCCUCUUGCUUUCCUCUCACAAAUUCCUGGGAACUGCUGUCAAAAUUCAGUUUACUCCAAGAAAAGCCAACUCAAAGGCACAAAGAAACAUGUUGGGGGGAAAGGAAGGGUUUUGCUUUUUCCAGUUAACUGCUUGGAAAUAACAUUUGGAGGCUGGAAUGCAGCUCCCGUCAGGCUGAUGCCUUACAGCUUUCAAAAGCGCACUGGCUCCCGAGCCCCCAGCGAUCCCGGCUCACCAGCUCCCGAGCCCCCGGCAAUCCCGGUGCACCGGCUCCCGAGCCCCCGGUGA
Messenger RNA from Rhea pennata, 2152 nucleotides. RefSeq lists its product as uncharacterized. Bases 737 to 2152 code for a protein of 471 amino acids. The record is from RefSeq and is a predicted model, not a curated record. The transcript has 3 exons. NCBI's taxonomy places the organism in Eukaryota, Metazoa, Chordata, Aves, Rheiformes, Rheidae.